This is a messenger RNA of Lycium barbarum (goji berry), 1328 nucleotides long. RefSeq names its product putative germin-like protein 9-2. The coding region runs from base 82 to 708 and encodes 208 amino acids. Gene Ontology annotation, molecular function: manganese ion binding. NCBI's taxonomy places the organism in Eukaryota, Viridiplantae, Streptophyta, Magnoliopsida, Solanales, Solanaceae. The transcript has a single exon. The record is from RefSeq and is a predicted model, not a curated record. Gene Ontology annotation, cellular component: cell wall.
UUGAACAAGUGAGCCAUCAAAAAAUUGUGUACUUAGAAAACAUUUCUUGAUCACUAACAUAAACUAGUCCCAAUAUCAACCAUGGCCUGGAAUUUCACUAAAACCUCCCUCUUGCUCCUGAUUUCAACUUUUACAAUUGCCAUAUCAAGAACAACAAUAGCAAGUGAUCCUAACAUCCUUUCAGAUUUCAUUGCCCCAGAAAAUCAAACCUCUGUUGAUGCCAAUUACUUCACAUACACCGCGAUGCGCGGUAUAUUUCAAAAAUCUAUUGAUACAGUUACUACAACAAAGGCUACCAAAGCAGAAUUUCCAGCUCUGAAUGGUCAAGGAGUGUCACUAGCUGUACUUCAAUUCCCUCCGGGUUCUGUAAACCCGCCCCACUACCACUCUCGCGCUACUGGACUCUUUCUCCUUCUUGAAGGCGUUUUAGAGGUUAGUUUCGUCGAUACGAAGGAUGUUUUGUAUACUCAGAGACUAAAAGCAGGGGACAUUUUUCUUUUCCCUAAAGGACUACAACACUAUCAGCAUAAUUUUGAUCAUAAGAAAACAGCAGUUGGUGUAGCUGCUCUUGGUAGUGCAAGUCCUGGCACUGUUUCAUUGCCAUCCUCAAUUUUCAGUACUGGAAUUAGUGAAUUGGUACUUGCUAAGUCAUUUAAGACUGAUGUUAAGACAAUUAAGAAGAUCAAAGCAGCAACAUCAACACCCUGAUGUCAAGGCUUUCUCCAGAUUGUCAGAAGCGUAUCCAGGAUUUAAAUUUAAUGCGUUCAAUUUUUAAGAUUUGUAGCAUUGUUUUUAUUUAUUUAUUUAUUUUAUUGUUUAAUUUUUUAAUUUUUCGGAAACAUCCUCCCUAUCUUUCGAGAUAGGGGUAAGGUCUGCAUACACUUUACCCUCCCCAGACCCCACAUUGUGGGAUUUCACUGGGUAUGUUGUUGCAGCAUUGUUUUUAUUGUACUGUUAAAAGUACGGAUUUAGAUUUUAUAUUUCUUGAUAUUUUAGUUGGUUUUUCAUAUAUGUGUCCUUGUCGAAGGUGGGAUUCAAGAUGAAUCUGUAGGCAAAAGACUACAUCUGCCCCUGCAGAUUGUACAAUUGUCAUAUUUUAAAGAUAUCUUUGUUGCUUUCAGCAUUCAAUGCUUAAUUAGUCAAGUAUUGACUAUGUUAGAUCAAGAAAAUUAGUUGGUUUUAUGUUUUGUUCUGAUUGUGUGUGUGUUUAGAUUUAGUUGGGGAGAAUUCCUUGGUGGUUUGUUAUGAGAGAGCUGCUUUUGGUUUUACAACAACGAAACCUGCUUUGGUUCCAAGGUGUUUCAUGUGAUACGUGGAGACGAAGUGGA